This is a messenger RNA of Cinara cedri, 19985 nucleotides long. NCBI's taxonomy places the organism in Eukaryota, Metazoa, Arthropoda, Insecta, Hemiptera, Aphididae. The record is from the annotation of a GenBank genome assembly.
UAUAAAAAAAAAAAAUACCUCGGUUGUUCAAAUCGAUAAGCGAUGUGAUAUUAACAAUAGCUCGUAGGCAUAUUUGUUAUAGUUAUUAGUAGGUACCUAUUAUUUUAUCACACUGGUGUAUUAUUAUUACCACGUACAAAAGCAUUUAGUUUCGAUCUGCAAUGUCGACGAAUAAGUAGGUUAUAAUAAUAAUAAAGUUCAAUUAAGCUUCCAAAAUUAUUUCGGACGUGUUAAAAUGUCAUUAAAAAUCAUUGUGAUCGUAUGUUUCGCACUCUUAGUGUGUGUGGGUCGAGCUUGUGACGAUGUUGGCAAUCUCAAACCUUUGAAAACGGCAAAGGCUUCAGUGAAAUCGGCUCACGACGGCUUCGAAAUGACGGUUUUCGGUAACCCGGACAAAUACAUACCGCAUUCGAUGUACAUAGGUAAGUUUGUGAUGUUAUGAAAUCCUAUAGCAAUUUUAAAGUUAGCAAAGAUUUUCCAAAGUGAUCAGAAAGCAAAGGAGUUUUUGUUUUUUUUCUUGGGGGGGGAGGAAUACAUAAAUUCGGUUUUUGUGUAAGAACGAAGCUAUUUUUUUCCAAACAAAAUUUUAUCACUGUACGACCAGUGCACCAUAGAUCAGCGGUUAUCAACCUCUUUAUAUCCGCUUAUCAUUUACACAUUUUGAAAAUUGUUCACGUACCACCUGCCACGAUUAAGUAGUUUUUUUUACUUAUUAAAAAAAAAAAAAAAAUGUGUAGGUACGUCAUUUACACGUAUUUGGAACGUAUUAUUAUUAAAUCUACAUAAUUAUUAGCAUAUAAUAUACAAAAGUAUGUAGUAGAAGAAAAAUUAAAAUAAAGUAGGAAGGUAGAAUAAUAUGGUAUGGAGGAGUUAGGGGUGAACAGUAAAAUAUAAUAUAUACCUAUGAUAUGUUGGUAUAUGGUGUAAAAUGAUAUUGUUACUGCGUAAUAUGUAUAACACGGAUACGCGGCGGUUUGUUAGUCGAUGAAUGUGUGUGUACCGUCCUAUGUGUAUGUGUGGGUGUUUAUUAUACGGUCAUCAUCGCCACAUAUACAUAUGCACACUAAUAUAAAAACGUAUUAUGUUUAAUAUUGACUGGCAGCUAUCUACCGCACGAGAUUAUUUUAUUUAUUUAUUUGCGUCUACCUAAUUUUUUUACUUGUUGUACUAUGAGAAUAUAGAAAUAAUCACUUACUUCGGUAUACUGCUUGAAGUUCGUUGCUCAAAAAGUAAGGAGCAGGUAUAGAGAUGCGUAGGUUUCGAUGAAUUGUUACAAUAAAUACAGGUAGGUUUUCUAAUCGUUUUGACGCCAAGUCUAUUUAUGCCAAUAGGCAUUUAUUUUGGGUAUACUCAGACGUCGGGUCGCUAAUAAGUGACGACUUGCGGGAGAUGCAUCCAUUUAGUGUAACGAAUCGCUAGCCGACGUAUUAUUGUAUUACCAUUUUGCUUAAAAGUAUUUACUACAAUGCAAAAUGUACAGACAACCGUUUAUCCCGAGUGACGACCAGUGGCUUCAUAUGUUAGGCCUAUGCUCAAGAUAGUCAAGCGUAAUUUAUUGUUUGUAUGUUUAUGAUAGGUUAUGGGAGAAAAAAUAAGAGAUACGUUUAAAUGUUUAAUAGAAAAUAAUGUGACAAUGAGUACAACUACCAGGUUUAAAGAAAUGUGGAUUAACCAAAUACAGCAGCCCGCCUAUGUAACUGCCUUAUAUGUUUGGAAAGAUGUAGGUAGUAAGGAUUUUGGAAGGGCAAAAAAAGAGUGCUUCCACUGGGUGAACCCAGUGAAUUAAAGAUUUGAUGAGAAAGAUUUACGCGUCUCGCGUUUUAUGCAAUACGUGGACCCCACCCGGGUGGCUCCUAUACGAUUGUCGCAAUGGCUACGGGGGGUGCCAGUAUGUGGACAAUGCCUGUAAUUAAUUGUGUAAUAAUUUUAUGAUGUACUUAUGUGGCAACACUGAUAUUUUUAUGUGAUGGAACUAGAAAUUGUGCCUAAUACAUCACCUUGCUCGUUUAUUUCACAAAUAUUGACUAUUUAUGGAUUACAUGGACAUUAUAAAUAAUAACUUUUUUUUUUCACUUGUUAACAAAUUUUUUCGCGUACCACCUACGAACUUUUCGCAUACCAUUAGUGAUACAUCCAUCAUAGAUUGAGAAUCGCUACCUUAGAUAGUUCCGGGUCAAUAGCUGCUAUCACAUAAUUUUAAGUGGGCGGUGGCCUAAAAAUAGGAGCGCGUAAAAAGUCGAAAAUAUUUCAUCCUAACUGUAUUUUAGACGAUACAUAUAUCAUCUAAACCGUAUUUUAGUGGUACCUGAUUUUUAAUCCGUGCCUAAGUACGGUACAACCGAGUAUCUUAUAUUAGCUAUAGCUAUUCAAGAGACCCGGUGGAUUCACGAUGCGAGAGUCGCGCGUCAUCUAUGGAUUGUGAGCACCGGAUUCGUUGAUCCGUACCUUUUUUGGAUCGGAUCUGAUGUAUCUCAGUCGGGUUCCCGAUCUCCCACAAGAUGCUAUGGUAUUUAUUUCUCUAAUAUCAGGCGCCAAUCCCACAACCAUCAUGUUUGUCAACUGAACCGUAUUUUAGUCGAGAAAUAUUUUGUCCAAACCGUGAUUGAGCAGACAGUAUUUCAGUUUAUUGCGACACUCCGAAUAUAAAUAAUAGACAUGGUCUUAGAAAAUAAAAGCGGCCACUCCAGCUGUCCAAUUCCACUGUCCCGCAAAUAUGUUUACAAUUUUCAAUAGCGUUUUUGAAGUUUGGGUUUCAUAUAUAAUAUAUAUUAUGAACAUAUUAUAAUACAUUAUUUUAAGCUUACCACAAUAGAUACUAUAUAGUUAUCAUAACCGUUAUAUACACUAUAAAACAGAAUAAUAUUGCCAUGUUCAAAUCUUAGAUCAUAUAUUAGCAGUAUUGAUAUGUUUAAAAGAUAAAACAAAGAAUGAUUUUGUUUAAAACUUUUAAAAUACACGUUUUCAACAUAAAAGAAAACGUAUGUUUAAAACAAUAUUUCUAAUAAACUUUAAAUUAAAAUAAUCUAUGAUCUAAAAUAAUCUAUUUUACUGAACAGGACAUAGUAAAUAUAUGGAUUUAAUAUCGAUGGCAUCAAAAAAAAAAAAAAAAUCUGGGAAUUAUUUUAGACAAAACUCCAUAACUGAAAAUAAGCACGACCCCAAAAUUUUGACUGCACUACCGUUUUCUGCGUAAAAAACUACAUAAAUAUGAAUAAAACAAAAAAAAUCGGACAAGUUCGCAAGUGGGUGCAGUCACUGUUGUAGGUGAGAAUUUAGGAAGGUAGUAGGGGGGAAUUUAAUGUAUAUCUGUAAGUAAUGAUAAACCAUUAUUAACGAAAACCGAUUCUGAGCGAAAUUCAGUUGAUAGUGUUGCGUUGUUAACAAUAUGUAUGCCAUAUUAUGAUAAAAUAAUUACAUAGGCAUUAUAUAUUUUCUUUAAUAAUAUUUUUUUAAUAUUAUACCUAUUUUCUCAUUUUUCCUACGAUUUUCCUGUUUUUUCCCGGUUUUUCUCAUUUAUCCCCAGUCCGAUUUCCAUUCAGAAAAGGUGCUACACUAAAAAAUUGGAGCAAGCUUUCUGGUAGAAAAGCUGUCCAUAAAAAAAAUAUAAAGUACACAUAUUUGUUAAACUAUAAGCUUCUUGCUCCACACAGAAUUUAAAAUAAAUACUGAAAAAAGUUGUCCAUUAAAGAAGACCUAAUCUAUAUUUUAUUCACAAUAAUAAUAACAUAAUGACAUGAUAAAAUAAAUAUUUAUAUAGCUGCUUAACUGGUGUUAAUUUGAUGCGAUUUAGAGCAAUUUAGUAAGUGGGAACCAGCCAAUUAACUUACACCACUGAUACCACCCAUCGUCAAUUUUUACAUUUUUUUUUUUUUUUUUACACACGUUAUUAUAAUAUAUGUUAUUAUCUUUUUAAUAUCUUAUAACGACCAGAUGUUAAGAUUCUAGUAUUAUGAAUUAUCGUUUCAGUGACAAUAGAGGGUGAAAGUUUUGGGUUCCAUUCGACGCUAGUGACGGCGGAACGAGAUUGCAACACCGGAGAUUGCGACUCGGAAUCCGGAUCCCCGGACCGUUCUGGUUCGAUUCAGGUUCUGUCACCAGACGACGGAAUGACGUUCCAUCCGGAAUGUAUAAACACCAUCGUCCAAAUCGAUCCGGGUGUCAAAAUGCAAAAGCUACGUUUUGUAUGGGUUGCCCCGAAAACCGGAAGCAGUUGCGUGUAUAUAAGGUAAUCGAUUAUUAUAAUAUCAUUGUAUCCUAUUUUUAAUAUGAAUUCGUCCCAGGGAAGAAGUCAACUUUGUAGUCAAUACAAGCUAGUUAUAUUUUGAAAAUACAUACAUUUAUGCAUACAGUGGGAGAAAAUAGACUUUUACAGUGACAAAAACAAAUUCGAUAAUAUUUUAAUGGUAAAAAUAUUUUUCUCCGAAUAGUGUAAAUUUACAGUGUAUGUUAAGAUAAAUAUCUAAUGUACAAAACUAUAGUAAAACCUGAUUAUUGGCUACAAUAAUAUAUUAAUGUAAAUAAUUGUUUUUUUUACUAAGUUGAAGUGAUAUCUACUAAUAAAUAAUAAAUAAUAAUUUUUUGUUUAACUUAAGAAUAAACGAGAAUUCUUAGAGCACGGUUUGAAUUGUUCGAAAUGUUUGAGUGUCUUGAAUAAAUAGCUAUAUAGAUAGUACCUAUCUAUAAAAAUAAAAGAAAUCUUAUACAAAUAGAAUAAGCAACUUUGAGCAUACCAUAUUUUAGAACUUAAUAAAUAUUUAAUAUUUUUCUAUUAAAAAAAUUGAAUUAAAGAUUUUUUUAAAGAUUAUUUUAAAUAUUAAAUUAGUUUAGUUUUUUUAUUUUUUUUUUUCAAUGUUAUGUGGUUCGUAGCUAUACAGAUGAAUUCAGACAAUCAAAAUAAUCUUGUAUUCGCGUGUCAAGGUUUAUAGAUAGUCAUAGGGGCAACCAAACUACCAACUUUGUUAUUAUGGACACAAAAAAUACUCACGAUGAAGCCCCCACAAUUCUUUUUACACGAUUCUUACAAAAGUCAAUUACACCUUUUGUGUACAUAAAUUUAUCAUAACUAUUUUAACACGUGCAUAGUUUGUAGGAAACCAGUAUUGGGUAUAUUUAUUAAAUAUGAAAUAUGAUAUGAAUAAAAUAUUUAUGAAAAAAUUGAUUGGGUUUUUUGGGGGUGCUUAAGACUCCAUAUAGCGACCCCUAGUUACGCCAAUGCUAAAAUAUAGGUAACAUUGUAUACUGUACAAUUUUUUCACGUGCAACUUAUUGUGAAAGCAGCAUUCCACAGGUGUUUUUUUUCGUCUAUCAAUACAAAUUGUAGUAUAUUUUUUAAAUUUUUUUGUUAUACAUAUUUGGUCAAAAAUCACAGUAUCAUUCUUAUUAUUAUAUUAAUUAAUUUCAUAGUAUCUAUAAAAAGUACCUGAUAAUCCUGUAGGUAUUCUAUGCAUUAAAGUGUGUGUAUGAUUUAUGUAGUCAUCUAACUAUUGAACGAAAAUUACUUCUUUGUUUCUGGAGGCAAACAUUUUGCAAUAAAAUAUAUACAGAACAUGAACCUCUUUGAAUCAGAAAAUAUUCAUUCAUUAAUUUAUAUUAUUUUACGGAUUGAAUCCAAUUUACAAUAAAUUUUGAAUUUAUUCUGGUGUGUUUAUAUUUUAUGACGAAAAGAAACUAAAAGCCUUAGAUUUUAUUAAAUAAGCGGUCCUGCUAUAAAUCAUGAAAGAAUAAGAAUAUUUUGAGAUAAGACGCUGGUGAAUUCAUUUCAAAAUCCAAUGUGUUGGACUUAUUUUUAUCACCUCUCAUAAGAACCCAGAACCCAGGUAAAAAUGUCUGUCCAUUCCUUUUGUUUAUUCUAUGGUAUUAUCAUUGAAUAACAUGUUACUAUCGCAUUUAACACAGUGAUCAAUAUUCUCACUUAUAGAAUAUUUUAAAUAAGAUGUUUAAAAAUCUGUUCUAAGAUAAUGGGGACGGGCGCAGACACUGUUGUAGGUGGGAAGUGUAGAAGGUAGGAUACCGAAGGGAGUUCAAUGUAUACCUGUAAACGAUAAACCAUUGCUAACGAAAAUAUGAUUCUGAGCGUAGUUAAGUUGAUAGUGAUGCUUUGUCAACAAUAUAUAUGUCAUAUUAUGGUAAAAUAAUUAAAUAAGCAUUAUACAUUUUCUUUAAUAAUAUUUGUUUAAAAUUGAUCUGAUUUUCCCGUUUUCCUAGGUUUAUCCCAAUUUUUCCAUGAUUUCCUGGUUUUUCAAAUUUGCUGGGAAAACUCUUGGGAAAAUCGAAAAAUGACUUUCUUAAAGUACCUUCCCAGUCAGAUUUCAUUUCAGAAAAAGUGUUUUAAUUGCAAAUCGGAGCAAAAUUGCCUUCAAAAAAGUUGUUUAUGGGAAGAAAAAAGGCCAAAAUAUUUUUAAACCUAUAUUUCGUACAUUUUUCUGUUUUUCCUCCAUUUUUUCCCAUCUGUUAAGAAAAAUCCUGGGAAAAUCGAAAAAUGAUCUCUCUAAAGUACUACCCUAAAAAAAUUUACUUCCAGAAAAAAGUCUUUAUCGUUUACGUCGGAGUAAAUUGUCUGGUAGAAAAAGUGUUCAAAUAAAAAAAAUAAAUAAUAAUAAUAAACAACUUUAUAAAAUCAAUAAAUUCUUGGCUACACUCAGAAUCUUAAAUGAUAAAUGAUUAAUUUAUACAAAAAUAAGUGUAUAAUUUGUUUGUUUAUUUGUAUGUUAGUUUAAAAAAAAAAAACUAGUUAUACCUAAUUAAUCAGACCAGAGUAAUAUAAAUUCUGUUUUGUUAUGAUACGUGUUUAAUGGUUUUAUUUUAAUGCUUCUUAGGGGACCAUAAAAGAGGGUAUGGGAUGAAGCUCACCGAGGUAAUAUAAAGGAUAUUAAAGUGCUAGGAUUCUACUUUUUUAAAAGUAUCUAGUUACAGUAGGUACAUCUACUAUUUGUUCCUAAGUUAAGCACUGUUAAUAACUUCCUCAUGAUAAUUAUUUAAUACAUACCUCUUCCAGUCGUUUUCAUCAUAUAAAAUAAAUAAAAACAAUUUAAUAACAAAAUAUUCUACGAUACGAAUAACAAAUAUUCAUUGUGAAUUUGUGUACUGUGAAGAAACUUUAUAUGACAUCAAUGUAAUGAUCAUUUUUUUUAUAAGCACUGUUUGUGCUCUAAUAAUAUUAGUAUAAAUUUAAUUACUAGAAAAUAAUCGUUAAAUAUAUGAUAGGCAGAUAAUAAUAAAUAAGAAUUUACAACAAUAUUAUCAAAAUUAUGAUAAUAAUUUUAUUUUUGUCGUGGUACAAGUCUAUUUUCUUCCAUUGUGUGACAUUUAAAACAAAUAAAUUAACAGAAACAAAUUACAAAAAUUGACUUAAGCACUUUAUUCUAAUGACUAAAGUGAUAUUAUUAUGAUCUGUAAAUCACUUUUUGAUCCAGUGUUGCUCUUUGAGUAUGAUAUUUGUUCGAUUUUGUUUAUAACAUUUUUGUGUUUUCUAUAUAAUUAUUAUUAUUCAUUAAAAAAAAAAAAUAAUAAUAAUUGUCUGCAAAAUUGUCGGCAGUAUUCAGUUAUGGCAAAGCAAUACUAAUAAAAUGUUUAUAGUAAUUCCAAAAAAUUAAAUUAGGUAUUUACCUACCUAUGAGGGGAAUGAGUAAACUUUAAAAACAGAUUUUAGUUAGUAUUAUUUUUCAAAAAUAUUUUCUGGGAAAGUUCAUCUAUAAAAUCUGUUUUAUGUUGUUUAUUUAAUGCAAUAAAUAACAUCUAAAUAUAUUCGGCAGCAGUUAAUAGCAGCCGUCUGAGUUAAUAAAUUAUGCAAUGUCGACAUUUUGGUCAGUCACACGGUUAGGCUCUGCAUUCACUUAAUUACAUCAUCCGUCGAGGAUCUAUUCAAUAUGUCCCCUCACGAAUCUAUUGUGGUUAGGGGACACAGUUUUGUAACGACAAAAAAAAAAAGAGUUGAUUAAAAUCUGAAUAAAAUUUAAUUGGUACGUUAGAGAGCCAUUUAAUAUUUAAUAUACUUAUGUUAGUACCAAAAUGUAUUUUAUUUAAAGUUACAUAGAAUGAUGAUAUUUAAAUUGCUGAAAAAAUAAAAAGCUAAAUAUUGAAUGGACAGAAAUGUUAAAUAAAAUUGCCUUUAUAAAAUUAUUUUUUAUAAAUCAAAAAUGAUCAAAUAUGUAUACAUACUCAUAUAUCAGUAGUUCUGUUUAUUUUUAAAUUUGUAUUUUAUAGAAAACAAUAAAAAAUUGUUUUUUUACAAAAUAAAGACCGGGAAAAAACAUAUAGGAAAAACGGGCAAAUUUACGGCAGUUUUAUUACUUUUAUUUUUACGAUUUAGUUUUUCUAUCAGAAAUCUUCCACCAAAAUUCAAGAGUAGUAUCAUUUCUAAAGAAAAUGUUGUUUAGUUGGUAUAUUUUGUGGUCGUUUUUUUGUUAAUAGUCGGAUAAUAAUAAUCGUAGAGCCUUGAAAUUUCCAUGGACAACUUAUAAUAUUUUUUUUAGACUAUUUAUAAUUUUAAAGUUUAUUUUUAGAAUUUAUUUAGUUUUAUGUGGAAAAAAUUGUUUUCGUCGAGCAGAAAUAAUUGAAAAUCUAACACGACAUUUAUUAUAAAUUGUAAAAACAAAAGUUGAGCGUUAUGUAGUAGGUUUUUUAUGAGUGUUUUAUUGACGAAAACCAUACAAAUUACGGCAUUUUAAAACAUGUACACUAGUACUUAAAUCAGAACUGUACUUCGUUAGUAAUGAUUUAUCUUUGCGUAUAAACAGAAAUUAAAUUACUUUCCAAAUUAUAUUCUCUUUUCCAGCUUCCUAUCAAAAAUAGUGACACAUUAAUUUGCAGUAUAAACCUUUUUUUCUUUUGACAACUAUCUGGUUGGUAGUAUUUUUUCGAAAGUAUUAAUUUAUCUACUAAAAUAUUAUAUAUUUUCUUAUCAGUGUUAUCUAUCGAAAAAACGUGCUUAAAAAAAAAAAGCCCGUUAAAGUAUCUAUAUCAAAAUGUCAUGCCCUAAUAACACAGUAUUAUUAUUAUUAUUAAUAAUAAUUAAUAAUUAUAUUAUAGUUUUAUUUUUUCUUACAUAGGUAGUCAUGAAAUAUGUUUUCUACUUAGCAUACAAUAUGAAAUUAUGAUUGACAAGAAAUAAUUUUAUGCAAAUGCAUACGAACUCGGUUUUAAACUAUUUAUUACUGUAAUUAGUUUAUGAAGUAUUUAUAGAAGAUUAUUAUUAUUUAUUAAAAUUCUUAGUACAGGCAUAGUAUUUAUUUUCUACUUUUAUCGUUAAACCGAGUAAUUGAAUUAAUGUUAAUUACGCAUGGGAAAAUGUGGAGUUAUUUUUAUAUAGGUACCUUGUCAUAGGUGUCAACCAACAUUACUAAUUCACUAAUUGCUCUUAUUUCCCGUUUGAUCUUAUCUGUCAACCGUUAUCAUCACAUCAUCUGAUUUAUGAUCAUUGUCGUAAUAUCUACUUUUUGAACUAACUUUGUCGUAUACGCAAGAUACUUUCUUGGACUUAUACGACAACAAAACACAAAACUAGAUCAAAAUCUUCGGUUAUUGAUGUUCUAAUAUCUUUAGUCUAGAACUCUAUAGCUGGCUUUACUGACCGGAUGGCCAAGGAAGAAUGUUACUCUUUGUGCGCCACAUCUUUCGAACACCAAUUCCCUUAUCCCAGUUUUGGUAGUUAUAUAUUUAAACCACUACUAAAAAAAUAAAAUAUUUUAUAUCAUGUAUAUAAUGAAUAUUUAGUGAAUAUAAAUUUUAUUUUAGAGCACUAAUUACCUAUGAAAAUGGCAAUGAUAAACAUCGGGAGAUUGAGCUACUAAAGCAAUUGUGCGAAAUGUCUUUCGAGACGGAUAUAAAACGAAACCAACUGAUAGAGGCCGAGGAUUGCUGCGCCUGUGACGAAGCGGUUUACGAGGUAAACAGUUUUUUAUUAUAAUACAUACAAAAAAUAUAAAAAUCUGAUGUCGAGUCUAAAAAUCGCGCAACAAAAUAAAAUUAUAAAGUUUUUCCUUUCAUAAAACUGGCGUAUUAUUAUAUAGAUGAAGUUCGAAGGGCUUUGGUCUUCGAAAACGCAUCCGAAAGAUUUCCCAACGUCUUUGUGGCUCACGCACUUUAGCGACAUCGUCGGAGCGACUCAUGAUAAGAACUAUUCAUUUUGGGCUGAAGGUCAAUGGGCAACUGACGGUCUUAGGCAACUGGCCGAAUGGGGUUCGACAGCGAUUGUGGAAUCUGAACUCAGACAACAGGUACCUAUAUUAUGAUAUCAAUAUUCAUUUGUACAAAACAAAAUCUAUUAAUUGGUACGGAAAUAUAUAAUAUUAAUUUACUUGGUAUUACUUUGUUUUAUUUCUUUCGGUUUGUUAGAAGAAACAUUUGAGAACUUUGAUAAAAGCCGCCGGUCUAUGGCAUCCGCGGAUAAACGCAAACGUAACGUCUAAAUUCCGAGUAGACAGAAAACAUCAUUACUUAUCGUUGGCCACUAUGCUCGGUAAAAUAUUAUUACAAUCAGGUUACAUAGUUCUGGAUGUAAAGCGUUAUGUUACACUCAAAUGGUAAUGCAAAACAUUUCAGUCGAAUAGACUUAAAUUAAAAUGGGCUGGAGAGUUUGGAUGAUUAGGGGUUACUAAAACAUACAUUUAGAGCUAAUCGAAAAUGCUUAAGAAAAUAGAACCAUUCAAAUCUGGUGUCAAGAACAGCAGUUCCCAUUUGAUAAAAUGUAAGUUUUUGCACUUACGUGCACCGCUAAGAUCACAAUUUCUGAAACUCACAGUAAUAUUUCAGUAGCCCUGACUGUCCUAAAAGAACCUCAUUCGAUCAAUGUACACUUGGUUGAAAUAUUUCGUGUUAUUGUUUGAGUGAAAACACACUGAUGUGCUUUUAGCUUUGCAAUAUUAGUAAUAAUACCUACAUUACGUCUCAUGGUAAAUCGUAUUGGUUUUUUUUUUCUAGGACCGUCUCCCGAUUGGAUAGUAGGGAUCAAUGGUUAUAAUUUGUGUGAAAAAAACUGUCAAUGGUCUCAAACCAAAACCGUGGAUCUGUACGUUUAUGACGUUGGAACAGACAGUGGACGUUCAUAUAUGGUAAUAUAAUGAAUUUUUUAUAAAUGAUUAAAUAAUAAAGUAAAAACAAAAUUAUUAAAAUAGUUAUUACUCGUAAAUAAAUAUAUAAAUAAAAAAUGAAUAUAUAAAAAUAAAAUGAAUCAAUGAAUCAAUGCGUCACCUGGAGUAUCAUGAUUAGUGUAUUAUACGAUCGAUUUCGAAUUAAAAAUUCAUCUUUAGGUAUAUCACAAUCAAAUUGUAAAACGAAAAUUAAUAAAACGAACUUUAACAGGCGUCCGCUAUUCGUAAUCUUAUCGAGUUCGUUAUCGUUAUUAUAUUAUUACGAGAGUCGUGUUUUACAUUUUGACUAUGAUAUACCUGAUGAUGAAUUUUCAAUUCGAAACAAGUCGUAUAAUAUACUAAUCAUGAUACUCCAGGCGACGCAUUGAUUCAUUUAUUUAUUUUAUUUUUAUAUAUACAUUUCUUAUCUAUAUAUUUAUUUACUUUAUGUAUUUUUUAUCUUUUAAAAGUUCUCUUCUAUAAUCUCAUAUUAAACAAAAAGAACAAUAUAUAUGGCUCUCCUAAGACCCAUGUGGUACUAUGGCAUACAACUUUGGGGAUCAGCCAAACCCUCUAAUACUCGAACAAUCCAGGCAUUCCAGUCUAUUUGUCUACGUCUAAUAUCAGGUGCCCCUUGGUAUAUUACCAAUGAAUCACUUCAUAAAGACAUUUACAUCCCUUAAACAGCCUUGCCAAAAUUACCUACAAAAAAACGCACAAAACAUUCAGUACUCACUUUAAUCCUAUAAUCACCCAACUUUCAUCCAAUCAAAUUCCAGGUAACCCAACCAGGCGCCUGAAAAGGAACUGGUGUAGGGAUCUACUCUCUCCUUAAAUCGCUUUCCACAGGGUGCCGCCACUGGGCGACUUCCCCCUCAUGCCAAUUAUCUCCNUAGUUAAAAAAAAAAAAAAAAAAAAAAAUAUUCUCAUAUAUGAGACAUAAUAAUUUUAAAAAAAAACGCCUCGUCGUAUUUUUUGAUAUUCAAAAAAGUAUUAUUUGUACUAUUACAUAUUUCGGGCACAUUUUUAUCUUGCUAGUUGUAGAUAUAAAAAUUACAGGUUUCUUUUUAUAAGUUCCUUGUAUAUUCUUGAAAGAUAAUAUUAUUAUAAUAUUAUUAAUAUUAUUGUGUUGUUUUAUUACUGGGUAGUGGAUGAAUUAAAAUAAACAGGUUAUGGUUUUAUAAUGUAAUUAGAGCUCAAAGGUUCACAUAUAUUUGCAUACCUAUGUGUUAAUUUAUUCAAACCGUAUAGUACGUAAACAUGCUAUGUACACGAAACUCGAUUAUAAACGUUAAUUUCUAAAUUUUAACAGAAUAAUUUUAUUCAAUUUUUAACUAUUAAAAUAAUUGUAGAACUAUUCAUGUUUUUAACGGAUUUCAUCGAAUAUUAAACACAAUAAUCAUUUCUAAAGCAUAAAAGACCUUUUGAUUAAUUAAGUACUUGCCCGUAUUUUAUGUUUACUGAAUUUUCCAAAAUGUACUGAAAGUGCACAUAUAUUUUGUCAUAAAGUAUACAAAUGUUUCAAAUGACUAAACAGCAAACAGUGUCUAAAAAAUAAUAUUUUUAAUUCUGGUAGAAAUUGCUCGUCGUGUUGACCAAGUGCCAAAUUUGUUUUGCUUUUCGUAACCCACUCUAAUAUUGAAUUUUUACAAAUUCAUCAACUUAAAACUUGUUUUUAGUAGCUGACACACUUGGAUAGGGUUUACCGUGGAGUGACAAAUUUUAUAAUACAGAACAUGUAAAGUUUAAAAGUUUUAAUUAUGUAUUUAAUUUUUAUUUAAUUAUUAAAAAGAUGAAAAAUGCAAAUAAAAUUUAGCAAUAGGUAUUCUUAUAUAAAACAAAAUUGAAAAAAAAAAUUACUGAAUAAUUCAAGGAGCGUUGUAAUAAAAUUUAACACGAAUUCAAAUAUACUUAUUUUAGUCUCAUAACCAAGAAACUUUGCCGCACGAACGCAUUUACCGUAUCACCCCGGUGUAUCCGGACGAUCCGAGAUCGCCUUUUUUCAGCGAAGACGGUAAUGAGAUAGCGCCUUUGGCCCGGCUACAUUUGAACAGAAUUAAUCUCAUACCGAAAUCGUGUUCCGAGAAAAUCAUAACCGACUUGAUCGACGAACUCAUUGUGUCUGAGAAUUCGCAAGACAUUUUAAAGCGUAAGCGUAUUUUGAUCCGAAAAAUAAUAUUAAACAAUAAAUAGUCUUAAAAUUUGUAUUUUUCUUUUAUUUAUUUUGAAUUUUGCAUUAUUCUCAUUUUUCAGCUGAGUGCGGUACAUCGAAAUAUUCAGAAUGGAGCGAGUGCAACGUACCGUGUGGCAAAGGUCUUAGAUCGAGAACCCGAAAGUAUUUAAAUGAUACUGCCGCAAAGCUAUCCGGUUGCGAUAGGCAACUGGUCUCCAAGGAAAUGUGCUUGUCUUCGGUGCCCAUUUGCCCGUAAUAAUGAAAUAAUAUUGAGUUUUUAUAAUGUCUUUUGGUAUUUUGCGAUAAAGCUGAAUAGUAACUAGUGAAAACAUUAAGAGUUAUUAUUAUUUAAAGUUAUUAUUUUCUCUUUUUGAUAACUGUUAACUACCUAAUUAAUCAAAAACAUAAGUACAGAUUGCUAGAAAACAACUUGUUUAUUUCUUUGAAUAAAUAAUUUUAACUUAAGAUAGUUAUUUUGUUAAAAUAGUAGUAAUUUUUAAAACGUUUUUGUUUAAAAAACAGUAUAUCUAUCAACUUAUCUUGCAUUUAAAUGUCGACGAAAAUAAUGUAUUUUACUGUGAUACUCCUACGUGUCUUUUCAUUAGAUAUUAUUGCCCUAAAAAUAUGUGACUCAACUAGGUUUUUUUCCGUAGGAUAACUUAAUUUAAUUUAGGUAGUUUAAAAAAAUUGGCCAACUUGUCAGCUUUGUUUCACGAUACAAAAUCAAAGAGUGGAGGAACAAAAAUUCAUAUAUUACCAAUUUUUUCAACAUUGUAUUUUAAAGAAGCUAUAAUCCAUAGCGCUCAAAUAGCAUUAUAAUUUUCGUAGGUAUACCGUAUUGUCAAGUAUCUCAACAUUUUAAUUGCUUAUUAUUUAGAAUGAUAUUUUUAAAUUCCGAGUUUAGCGAACAAUGUAUUGGUUUUACUAAAAUGUUUAUUUCUUUUUAUUUUUUUUUUAUACUGAGUACAAAAAUUCUACCAGAAAUUUUGUUAAGAUAUAUACUCGCGGCACCAUUUCUGAAAAGGAAUGUUGUCCAGACGGUACUUUUAGAAGGUUGCUUUUUGAUGUUUCAAACGGUUUUCAUAAUAUCUGGGAAAACCCAAGAUAAAACAUAAGAAAGACUGGAAAUUUACGAAAUUAAUGCUUUUAUUAUUUUUCAAUUUUGUUAUUUGUUAUAGUUCAGUUGAAAAUAUCCUUAGAAACUUUAAAUUCGAACAAAAAACUUAUAUUUGCCUUUUCUAGACGUGGUAAAAUUUUUAAAAAUUUAAGUUAUUUUCGAGCUAUUUAUAGACAUUUUAAUUUUACGAGUUUUGAAUUUUUAUUUGGUAGGUAUUCUGUGUUAAAAUUGUUAGAUUUGAACAGAAAUGUUUGAAAAUUUAACAGGAGAUUCAUUAUAAUUCGUACUUUGUCAAAAAAAAAAAUUGAGCUUAUUAUAGUAUUUUUUUUUGUACAUAAAUUUUAUGCAAAUUUUGGUUCUUAUGGUUUUACAAUGAUAUUUAUUAUUAUUAUUUUUUUUUAACUGUAAACAACUUUUCUACCAGCAAUUUUUCUUCGAUUUACAACGAAAGCACUUUUUUCAAUUAAAUCAUUUGCGUACCUACCUAGAUUGUCUGUGAAUUCGAUCGUCUCGGUUACCUACAAAUAGGUUUGAUUAUAAAAUCAUACAUUUAUAUAUUUACCUACAUCGUCGGUCAGUUGUUGAAAAAAAAAGAAAAAAAAGGAGUUUUUAUAAUUUGGAAUGUGUUAUUUUAUUGGACAUAGAAAUUAAAUAUGAGAAACAACAAAACGUAUUGUAUUGUACGUAUAACUACGUUUUUAACUAUAAUGUGUUAAUAGUAAAAUAAUUACUUAUAAUAAUAAUAUAACGAUGAUGAAUGAAUGACGAUUAUAUUAAUAAGAAUUUCCUAUUAUAAGAUAACGUACGUUUUUGUUGAUAAAACCCAUUCGAAAAUCAUUCGAAAACAUCUUUCUCAAUUCCUGUAUUCGGUUAAUAUUUAUCACAUUGACAGCGUAUUUAAAAUUUUCAACUAUACUUAUAUUCUACAGAAAUAAUGUGUAUCUUGAACCGAAUAUUUCCUUAUGGUUAAAAAAAAAAUAAUAAUAAUAAAAACUAAUAAUUCUGUAAACCUACUUAAAAACAACAUUUUACAACACCUUUAUAUUUAAAUAAUGUGGUAUUUUUUGCGAAAUUGUUUUAUAAAGCGGUGAAACAGAAUUGGAAGACGACAGCCUGUUGACGGACGACGCUAAAUGCAACACGACGGAAUGGACGCCGAUGUCCGAAUGUUCGGUGUCUUGCGGAAUUGGAUUUAUGUUCCGAACCAGACAGUUUUUGGAUCACACCAGUUACAAAAAAUGUCGUCACGUUGGUCUUGUCAUGAAAAAGAAAUGCAUGCAACCCGCUUGCACAAAACUAGUCGAGCAGGUAAAAAACAAUAAUAAAAUCUUACUUAAAAUGUUCCAUAUACGAGUAUAUAUAUAACAUCCUUAAUGUAAUAGAUUAAGUAGGUACAGUAAUAAUAGUAUACCGUGGUUGAGAUCGACGGAAACAAAUAUAAUAAUUUCAGGGCCAUCCCUAAGGGGGGACACUCCCCUCCUAUCACACUGAUAGGGGUGAUUCCCCCCCCCUCCAAGAGAAACGUAAAUAAAUUGGCAUUUGGCAUAGUCAUUGGUCCAGAAGUAGAUAUAAUAGAUCUAAUCAAUAUAUUAUUUGACACAAUUUUUUAGAUUCUGAGUGUAGCAAAGAAUGUAUUCACUGUUGGUUUUACAAAGAUAUAAAUUUGUAUUGUUUUUUUUUUAUAUUGUUAUACAAUUUUCUACCAGAAACCUUGCCCACAGAAUUAUGUAGAACAAAUCUAGUUACUGGUCCAUACAAAUUGUUUCAAAAUAAUAUUUAUUUUCUGUAAUACGGCAUAUAUUGAUAUAAUAUAUUAUUGAAAAAGCAAUACUAUUAACCGAGCUCCGCUCAGAAUCAUUUUUCGUUAGCAAUUAUUAAUUAUUAAAUUGAAACAUUUCGCUCCUCUCCCAUAGUCAAGGUUUGGAGAUGUCCUUGAAUAAUUUUUAUUUUAUUAUUAAGUAGUCCCGCAACUAUAAUAUUUAAUAUAAAAGGAGAGGCGAAUUCAUAAGGGACCAUGCUAUGGUAAGUGGUCAACAAUGGUCAACAGAUGGUCUUGAUUGAUUAAGAAAUAUAAUAAUGCAGACAUUUAGAUAGAAAAGAAAAAAUAUGUCCGGUAUUAAGUGGUGUCGACUGUUGAGACCUAGUUUAGAUUUCAUGUAGUAUUUCGUAAAUUAUUGUGUAAUAUUUUGUGUGAUGCCUAUAUGAAAAUAUUGACGUUGAUGAUUUAAAACGUAUUUUUGACAUAUCGUGUUCCAGUCUGUCGUCAAUAGCAACUGCCCGGUGUCCGAAUGGAGUAUGUGGAGUCCGUGCAACGUGACUUGCGGUAAAGGUGUUUCGGUAAAGUCUCGGUUGCUGCUUUUGUCUGGCGAAAAUCGCACGAAAUGUAUCGACAAAGUCGUGUUGGAAGAAUUUCGUGAGUGUAACGGGACUAGGCCUACUUGCGAAAUUAACGAGGCUCUGGCAAAAGGUAAAUAUUUUAGUGUGAAAUACAUAAGUACAAUACAAGAACUGUGCAUUUAUAUAUAUGUGAUAAAAUAUAUAUAUAUAUAUAUAUAUAUGUUUUCUAACACAUAUAGUAUGAAUCUAUUAAGACAAAUUCACGUCGAACCAUUUUUCUCUUGCGUUUUAUUAUAUUUUAUAAAUAUUUUUUUGCCCUUUUAUGGGUUAUGUUAUUAGGUAAUAACCUUUUAUUGUAUUUAACGAAAUUGUUUUACAAUAAAUAAGAAAAAAGUUGAAAAAUCCAUAUAUAUAUAUGUAUAUGUAUAUAAAACAUUAGGUCUAAAAAAAAUUGAUAGUUAAUAUUCUUAUGUCCUAUUUUAUAAUGGUUUUAGAUUCUGAGCGAACCGAAUAUCGGUUUUUGUAUUUGAUUAUACAAUGUUUAUUUUUUUUAUUUGUAUACAAUUUUUUUACCAGAAAUCUUCCUCCGAUUUUAAAGUUUAAUACCUUUUUUUGUGGUACUCAAGGGAGGUAAGUUUUUCGAUUUUCCAAACGGUUUUCACAAUAAUUGGGUAAAAUCGGGAAAAUUUACGAAAUACAUUAUUUUUAAUUUUAUUUUUUGUUGUGAUUCACUUAAAAAUAAUUAUAUAGAUUUGAAAUUUAGAUAGGAAAAUUGAAAUUGCUUUUUCUAGUUAUGAUAAAAUUUUAAAACUAUUUCAGCCAUUUUUUGGCUAUUUCAAGACAUUUAAAUUUUGCGAGUUUUUUACGUAAGUUUAAUUCGGUAGGUACUCUGUGGAUAAAAUUAUCAGAUCAAACAGAAAUGAUUGAAAUUUGAACAAGAGGUUUAAUAAAAGUCGUACUUUAAAUAAAUUUAAUCGGAUUUAAUCAAUGUUAAACCGAUAUAGUGGCAAAUAUAUAUUAGCUGUCUAUUACCAAAACGUCGAAAAUAAUAUUUCAGGGUAAUAAUAUUGGUAGCAAGUAUCUAAUUAAGUACCAAAUAAAUUUCUAAACGAACCUUUAAUCGUAAAAUUAAAAUAAUAUUUAAGAUGUUUUACACUCUGUAUAUAUAGGUGCACAUUUAUUUUUUGAACAUUCAGUUUUAUAUUUGUCACCGUUUUCCAUAAUGCCUAAAAUUAAAUACUGCAAUAGGUUGGCUGUUGGCUGCUUGCCCGUUUGGAUGUUGUUCCAAAUCUAAAUGUGAAAUGUUACAUUUUUUUAUAGGGCUUUUAGAAAAAUAUGAUUACACUAAACACAAAUGUUCACAAUAAAAGUAGCAUAUUGAUUAGUACCUAUACCUAAUGACAAUUAUUAUCCCUACGAUUAUGUAAAUACAAUAAUUCUAGUUGUACCGAGUAACCCGACCUAAUAAUUAUAUGUCUAUUCAAUUAUUGUUGAGUAAACCAAUCGCUUAAAAUAAUAUUAUUUAGUGAACAUAUAAAUAGUUAUUUCGUAUAGUAAUUAUAAUUUAUUAUUGUACAUUAUAGUUAUUCGUUUUGCGAGUUAAUAUUCUUGAAUAUUUUAUUUCUAACAUAAGAUAUUAUGCUUGCAUGUAAAACAACUUGUUGAUUAGUGAAUUCACUACAAAUCUUUGACAACAUAAACCAUAUUUAAAAAUAUUUGUCUAGGUUUCCAACAGUUUUUCUCAACAAUUUAAAAAUUGAACGACUGUUAUUUUCUGAUGUUCCUUUAUGGUUGUAUCCAUUGGAUGGACGAAAAAAUGAAGUUAAUGGUUGUUACCGGCCAAUUAGUUCACCAUUGUUCACUAUCACCUUAUAUUUUACAUUUGAAAUAUUUGAACUUCAAUCGGAAUUGUUAUUAUUUGCUUACAACGUUUUUUCGUUGUUCAUUGCAGUAAUUGAUACCAACUAAAUAGCACCCUAAACCAAUGGUCAAUCCGUGGUGUGAACGGACUAAAAAUAAAUUAUAUCAUAAUUAGUACUUAAUAGGUACCUAAAAAUAUUUUGGUGGUUUUUAAGUUAUUUUUAAGUGUUGUAUAUUUGGGAGUUUUUUUACGUAGUUUUAGAUUCGGAGAUUAGCGAGGUUGUUUAGGUUUUUAUUAUGUAGAUAGUUUGUGAAUAAAAUGAUUUGGUUAAACACAAAAUUCGUUGAAAGGUGGUUUGCUUAAACAUUUAAUUCUAGGUUCUUUAUUAGAAAAAAAAAAACAUGAGAACAUUACAUAACGAUGUAGCAGUUUUUAUUUAAUAAGUGUUUUAUCAAAUUUUGACGAAAAUCGUAAAUAUUACUACAUUUCAAAACAUGUAAAUUGAACAUAAUUUAGAAUUGUUCUUCAUUAGCAAUAUUUUAUAUCGUUAAUAUUAAUGUUUUAACAAAUAUAAAUUAAAUAACCUUAAGUAUCCUAUCUUCCCGAAUUUUCACUUAUAACAGUGGCACACUAAUCAGCAGUAUACUUGUUCUUUUUUUUUUCAUGUCAGUCUUUAUUCAGAAGAGUAAUAUAUUUUAAUGUUUUUCAGAAAUCUGUGCAAUGGAAAAAAACGAAGGACUGUGCAACGCAAACUUCGUGCGUUAUUAUUACGAUAAACAUUUUAGGAGUUGUAAACCGUUUAAGUACAGCGGAUGCCGUGGCAACGAAAAUAAUUUUAAAACGUUUAACGAUUGCAACAAAACGUGUCACGGAGUCGUAUGAAAAAUCGUCUUAGUUUUAUUUUUAAUAUUAUAGUAUAAAAUGCUUAAAAUUUUGUAAAUUUAAAACACGUUAUAGAAUCUAUACAGGUUAUAGACUUUAAUAUAAUAUAAUAUAAUAGUAUAAUAGUAUAAUACACAUUGUACCUAUGCACCUGUAUACCUAUGUGUGAUAUUAUAAUUAUACGAAUUUUACAUACCAUAUUUUUUUUCAAACCGUCUUCCAACUUUAACACAACCACUAGUUUGUAAGUUGAUAAGAAAACAAAGGCCUCAAAUCGAUUGAUACCAUUAAUUAUUGAUUUAUUUUUACGGUUAGGACAGUACUAACAAUACCUACUAAUGAAAAAUGGUUAAAGCGGGAAAAACUUUGAUGGGACACUAUGACUUCCAAAAUAUUUUUCUCUCACUGCACACAUUUGUUUAUAAAAAUUGUAUACUAAUUGGUUUUAAAAAUAAACUCUUUUCCAUCUCAAAUAUAAUGUUAUGCAUAUGCCUACUCAGUAAAAAUAAUGUAAAACACUGUUGAAUUACGUAGAAUCUAAUAGAUAAG